This is a messenger RNA of Closterium sp. Yama58-4, 975 nucleotides long. NCBI's taxonomy places the organism in Eukaryota, Viridiplantae, Streptophyta, Zygnematophyceae, Desmidiales, Closteriaceae. The record is from the annotation of a GenBank genome assembly.
AUGAAGCCCUGCGCGCGCCUGUCCGGCCUGUGUGGCCUCGCCGCACUCGUCGCGUUUUUCCAUCAGCUUCCUCGCGACCCUCGCCGGCGCCACCCGUUGUGUGCUCAAGUAAACUGUGGGGAAGCCGCCUGCGUUGGUGAUACAGACUUGCCGGGGCCCCUGUGCGUGUGCAAGGACGGUCUUCAUUGGGCACAGGACAAGACGUGUGUGGCGGAUCUGUGUACCAAAUUGGACUGUGGCGAAGCUACCUGCACUAAAGAUCCUUACGUUGACUUUGCCACCUGCGAGUGCAAGCAAGGUUUUGAAUUUGACGAUGACAGCAAGACGUGUGUGGACAUGUGUGCCGGCGUGGAGUGUGGCUCAGAGGCGUCCUGCGAUGCUGACAGUGGUGCCCAUUGUGUUUGCAACAAGAAAGGUUACUGGCUCCAAUUGGAAGACAUGACGUGCUUUGCCCCCGUGGUGCGGACGUCGGUGGUAUUCCAACAAGGCGGGUUAGCAGGGCCGCGGUGGUUCUUUUUACCGCAGCGUCCAGAGCAGUCCAUUGGCGCCAUCGCGUGCGGCUCGCGCUUUUUCCUCAAAGGCGAUGCCAGGAUCACGGUCGUGUGGAACGCGUCCAAGCCCGUCUCGUAUCAAGACUACGUGCCUGGCAACGCCAUGUGCAAAAGGUUGCUCUUCUACUCUGACGAGGAAUGCAAGGAGAAGGUGGACUUCACAAUCGCACGUCCCGUGAAGAAGGGCAGUUCCUACCCCAUCACGAGAAGGGCUGUCAAUGGAAUUGCUAAACCCUGGCAAUCAGUUGGAUGCGAGAUCACCAUGUGUGAGAAUGAUUGCGGAACUGCUGCGUGCGUUGUGAAGGAGGGCCAGUGGCAGUGCCAGUGUCCCGAGGGCCUCGUGUUCAACGAGGCUAAGAAGCUCUGCCUCGACCCGUCUCUCCCUCGUCGGGCUGGUGGGCAAGCGAAGAAAGGCCGACCCUAG